Saprolegnia diclina VS20 is the source of this 1097-nucleotide messenger RNA. RefSeq lists its product as hypothetical. The record is from RefSeq and is a predicted model, not a curated record. The coding region runs from base 42 to 1010 and encodes 322 amino acids. The transcript has 2 exons. Lineage: Eukaryota; Oomycota; Saprolegniomycetes; Saprolegniales; Saprolegniaceae.
GUGGGUUCUCGCCGAAAAUAGCGCUUGCAAAAAGCGCCACGAUGCGGAGCAAAGUGCGUGGGACGGACCCACCGCUGCCCACCGACGACGACGACGAGACCGACGACUUGGAUCUCAACGGGUGGUGCGAGCCCGACAUUGACGACCAGCUCGACCUGCUCGUGCUCGACGAUUGGUCCCGCCCACUCGCCAUCACUGAAAAGGAGGCCGCGCUCAAAGCCCAGCGAGACGCGCUCCGGCGCCUCCAGCGCGAAGCCAGGCUCAAAGCAGAAGAGAAGCCCAAGGACGAAAGCUCCAAAUCGGCAAGUCUUUGUCGCCGGCCACCGCGGCCCAAGCCAGACGAGUCACCAAGCGCCAGCCUUCCCGUGCACAGCAAUUCCCAUACGGACGCGGCGAGUCGCCGGCCCCAAGCCGUUUUGCACUUUGCGGCGCCACCGCUGCACUCGAUUCCAAUCGCACUGCGGGACCUCGAGAACGACCGGAUCAACCUCGCGCUCGACCACCCGUCCGACGCACUCUUAGAUGCCUCGACUACAGCCCAGCUCCACGUGGUCGAGGGGCUGCGACAGCCGCCAUCGUCGAUCCUCCUCGAGCUCCCGCCGACGCGCGAACGGGACGCGCCACCCCGACCGCUCCAACCGUACCACCCGCUACGCAAAGGCUUGAGCUACGCAUCGGGCGCGCCCGUGCUGCAAAAGCUCGAGCAAGACCGACUCGAAGCCGCGUUGAAGCCGAGGGGCCGCCGGUCGCUCGACCUCAUUGAUGGCGAUCCGUCGUUGCGCAUGCGCGCGGUGCGCAAGAUGGACAUUGAGCGGCAGAUCCGCCAAGUCAAAUCGUGCUUGCGCAACUCAAUCGCGACCAAAAACACCGAGUCGCAGCCCAACUUGGCGGCGCCGUCGCGCCUCGACGUCUUGCGCAGCAGCGUGAGCUCGUCGGUUCUAGAGUCGAUGCUCACCACAAAUCACCACAACACACACUUUCAGAGCCCAAAACUGCACGUAAAACGAUAACGUUAGUCGGUGUAUGAACUAGACAUACCUCCAAAUCGCCACCUAGAUCUCUUUAUCCAGGAUACAUUAAUAUUACAGAUGAGAGAC